AUGACUGACGGCCCCCUCUACCUCGGGUUUGAUCUCUCAACCCAGCAACUCAAAGCCAUCGUCAUUCAGUCCGAUCUUCAAGUUGUCUCCGAUGCCAAAGUCGACUUUGACCAGGACUUCGGCUCCAAAUAUGGCAUCAAGAAGGGCGUCCAGCUAAAUGAGGUCGAAGGGGAGGUCUUUGCACCCGUAGCCAUGUGGCUCGAGGCUCUGGAUCUAGUGCUGCAACGUCUGGAAGCCAAGAAGACGCCCCUGGGCCGUAUUCACGGCAUCAGCGGCUCCUGCCAGCAGCAUGGGAGCGUCUACUGGAGCCGUGAGGCCGAGACCCUGCUCGGCACCUUGCAGCCGGACAAGGACCUCGUUGACCAGUUGAAGGGUGCCUUCUCCCACCCCUUUGCGCCAAACUGGCAGGACCACAGCACGCAGGCCGAGUGUGACCAGUUCGACGACAAGCUCGGCUCGCCAGAGCGGCUAGCCGAGGUCACUGGGAGUUCCGCCCACCAUCGGUUUACCGGCACUCAGAUAAUGCGGCUCGGCCGCAAGAUCCCUGACAUGUACGCCGCAACAUCUCAGGUCUCGCUCGUCUCCUCUUUCCUCGCAUCGCUCUUUCUCGGCACCGUCGCGCCUAUGGAUAUUAGCGAUGUGUGCGGUAUGAAUCUCUGGGACAUACCGGGGAACAACUGGUCGGAGCCACUUCUUGAGCUGACGGCCGGCAAGGGCGGGAUGGCAGAGCUGCGCAGCAAGCUCGGCGAGGUUCGGCAAGAUGGCGGCGGCAGCAUGGGCUGUAUCAGCAGCUACUUUACGGCUCGCUACGGCUUCAGGCCGGACUGCGGCAUCGCGCCCUUCACGGGCGACAACCCUGCCACAAUCUUGGCGCUGCCCCUUCGGCCGCUCGACGUCAUCGUCAGCCUCGGUACCAGCACCACCUUCCUCAUGAUCACGCCCGUCUAUAAGCCCGACCCGAGCUACCACUUCUUCAAUCAUCCUACCACGCCAGGCCAGUACAUGUUCAUGCUGUGCUAUAAGAACGGCGGGUUGGCGCGCGAGAAGGUGCGCGACGUGCUCCCUCCACCCCCCGCAGGAUCCUCCGACCCGUGGGAGAACUUCAACAAGUACGCCCUGCAGAUGCCGCCGUUAGAUGUCGCGUCGGCGUCAGACCGCGCGAAGCUAGGCUUGUACUUCUACCUCCCCGAGAUUGUUCCCAACAUCCGUGCAGGCACCUGGCGGUACACGUGUAACCCGGCCGACGGUACGGCACUGGCCGAGGCAGACGCGCCGUGGCCAGUCGAGACGGACGCGCGCGUCAUCAUCGAGUCGCAGGCGCUGUCGAUGCGUCUGCGCAGCCAGAAACUCGUAGAAGCCCCCGCUGGAGACAGAAGCAGCAGCAGCAGCAGCAGCAGCAUCCUGCCCGCCCAGCCGCGGCGCAUCUACCUCGUCGGCGGCGGUUCGCUGAACCCGGCGAUUGCGCGCGUCAUGGGCGACGUGCUGGGCGGCGUCGACGGCGUGUACAAGCUCGACGUUGGCGGCAACGCGUGCGCCUUGGGCGGAGCGUACAAGGCUGUAUGGGCGUUCGAGCGGGCCCCCGGUGAGACCUUUGACGAGCUCAUUGGCAGGCGCUGGAAGGAGGAGGGCGCCAUCCAAAAGGUCGGCGACGGCUACAGGGCAGGCAUCUUUGAGCAGUACGGGAACGUGCUGGGCGCGUUUGGCGACAUGGAGGAGCGCAUAUUAAAGGAGGCGAGGAAUACCUAG
Messenger RNA from Lasiosphaeria miniovina, 1746 nucleotides. Its product is annotated as xylulose kinase-like protein. The coding region runs from base 1 to 1746 and encodes 581 amino acids. The record is from RefSeq and is a predicted model, not a curated record. NCBI's taxonomy places the organism in Eukaryota, Fungi, Ascomycota, Sordariomycetes, Sordariales, Lasiosphaeriaceae. Gene Ontology annotation, cellular component: cytosol. Gene Ontology annotation, biological process: phosphorylation; xylulose metabolic process; D-xylose metabolic process. The transcript is spliced from 3 exons. Gene Ontology annotation, molecular function: D-xylulokinase activity.